This is a messenger RNA of Prunus armeniaca (apricot), 183 nucleotides long. Lineage: Eukaryota; Viridiplantae; Streptophyta; Magnoliopsida; Rosales; Rosaceae. The record is from the annotation of a GenBank genome assembly.
AUGGGAGUACCAGUCAUUGUGGAUACACCCAUUAUCGGCUUCCAGAAAAAGGACUUGAUCGGGCUUGACCUGCCACAUAAUGACGCCCUAGUCAUCUACGUCCAAAUUGAACAAGCUGUGAUCAAGCGAGUUUAUGUAGAUGAGGGCAGCACAGCCAACAUCUUGCAUGGGAUUGGAGCCUAA